Messenger RNA from Dunckerocampus dactyliophorus (ringed pipefish), 5721 nucleotides. It is a transcript of the gene rad17, whose product is annotated as RAD17 checkpoint clamp loader component. The transcript is spliced from 17 exons. Gene Ontology annotation, molecular function: ATP hydrolysis activity; chromatin binding. The record is from RefSeq and is a predicted model, not a curated record. Gene Ontology annotation, biological process: DNA damage checkpoint signaling; mitotic DNA replication checkpoint signaling; DNA repair. Lineage: Eukaryota; Metazoa; Chordata; Actinopteri; Syngnathiformes; Syngnathidae. Bases 224 to 2164 code for a protein of 646 amino acids.
ACUUUCCGUCAACGCGGUGCGAUUUACGGCAUUCGGCCCCCACAAGGUUUAAAUAGGCAAACUUAGCUCUUUAGUCGUCAUCAAUGUUAGCAUCGCUGCAGAUGGAUUCGUCGACGAAUUAUUUUAGAAAAUAAGCGAGCCGAUUCGCAUGUAUGACUAAAAGACAGACAGCCAUUCACUGGACUUUCAAUUAAACUUGGUUGAGGACUUCCUGCCCGUAAGGAUGAAAAAGAUGUCAGUGGGAGAGAAAAUUGCUUCAAGCAGGCUGAACCAUUGGGUGGAUCCAUCUUUCACUGAUUUGUCAGCGGUGAACUCGUCUGCUUUUGGAAAGAAAAGGGGUUGCCACGUUUUGGGUUCCAAAGCUGAAGUCAAGAGGCCCCGAAAGAGGAAAGGAGAGACUUGCAGCGCAGACCCACACACAACCUACUUAAAACACUCUGGCCACCACGACCAGGAUGAAGCCUGGGUGGACAGACACAUGGCGUGUUCAAAGGCUGAGCUUGCGGUACACAAGAAGAAGAUCGAAGAAGUGGAGAAUUGGCUGAGAGCCCAUACAAACACGUCACAGGGUGGUAUAUUACUGCUGACCGGACCAUCAGGCUGCGGAAAAACUGCUACAGUACAAGUUUUAUGUCGUGAGCUGGGAGUAAGGAUCCAGGAAUGGACCAAUCCAACAAGCCUGGACUCGUACACAGAUAUUCACCAUGACUGGAAAAUGAACAUUUUCCCCAGUAGCUCGCAGUCAACCCAAUUCCAAGAGUUUAUCCUGAGGGCCAACAAGUAUAACUGCCUGAAGAUGAUUGAUGACUGCAGCGCUCCGGACAUGAAGCUCAUAUUGGUGGAGGAAUUCCCAAACCACUUUUACCGGCAGCCUGGCAGUCUACAUGAUAUUCUCAGGUGCUUUGUGAAGACCAGUCGAUGUCCUCUGGUCUUCAUUGUGUCUGAUAGCCUGAGUGGCGACAGUAGCUCAAGAUUCCUUUUUCCAAGAGAAAUCCUGGAUGAGCUGGACAUCAGUAGCAUCAGUUUUAAUCCAGUGGCUCCAACCACCAUGAUGAAGGUCCUGACUCGAAUUGCAACUCUUGAGAGGGGGAAGCAGAGCAGUGGAAGAGUCCCAGUCCCAGAACAGGCAGUGUUGGAGAUGUUGUGUGCAGGAAGUUCAGGAGACAUUCGCAGUGCUAUUAACAGCCUGCAGUUCUCCUCCAUCCCAGACACUUCUUUGGCAAAAGAGAUGUUGUGGAGGGACAAACGGUUGACUACACAGUGUAAGGCAGCUUCCAAACCCACCCUGAGGAAGAAGUCCAAGUCAACAAAGGUGAAAGACGAAGAACAAACUGUUGGGAUGAAGGAUGCUUGUCUGUUCCUGUUCAGAGCACUGGGAAAGAUACUGCACUGCAAAAGGGGACGUUCUGAUGGUGCUGAAAGUUCCUGCGUGCUUGAUUUACCAGCACAUCUUUGUCAGCACCACAGAGAAUCAUUACAAGUGGACCCUGAGUUUGUUGUAGAACGUUCACAUAUGUCCGGGGAGUUCUUCAACCUUUACCUCCACCAGAAUUACCUGGAUUUCUUCUCAGAGAUUGAAGAUGUGGAUAGAGCCAGCGAGUACCUGUCUGAUGCCGACCUCCUGACAUCUGACUGGACGAGUCGUAGUGUCUUGGGAGAGUAUGCAUCUUCAGUGGCCACCAGGGGGCUUCUCCACUCCAACUCCCAACAAGUAUCUGUUGGUUUCAGACCCCUUCACAAACCGCAUUGGCUGCUCAUCACCAAGAAGCACCGGGACAACUGCCUGGUUGCUCAGUGCUUAUUUCGGAGCUUCUGCAUGACGCCGGUCAGCCUUCAGACUCAGUUGUUACCAUACCUGGCCAAGCUCACCAACCCCUUGAGGAACCAAGGCCAGAUAGCAUUCAUCCAGGAUGUAGGUCACAUGUCACUGAAGAGGUUUCCUGGCAGGUUAAAACUGGAAGCCCUGGCAGACAAAGAACCGGGGCAGCUGGACAUGGAUGAUGAUGAUGAUGAUAAGGAGGUAGAAUUUUUACAGGAUAGAUCUGAGGAAGGUCUACCAGCCAGUCAACCUCAGCCCCCAACAAGCAUUCUAGAAGAAGAAGACGACGACGACGUGAGCAUUGAGGAAUACAGUAGUGAUGAAUACAGCCAACACUUACCAUAAUGUGUAAUGUGUCUUUCAUUGUCAUUGCUUGUGCUUCUGAAAAGAAUUCCUCUCCAAAAAGUUGCACUUCAAUAUUGGAGUCCUUCAUGUACAAUAAAUAACAUUAUGGAUGAUAUGUUCAUAUUUCCAUGCUUAUACAGUAGACGCCCCUACAACAUAAAUAAUUCAUUCCGAGAACCUUUAUGUUAUAGGGAUUUUAUGUUAUACAAAGCGUAAAAUACAUGUAAAUAGCCUAAUCCAUUCCAAACUCACCCCUUUGGGCCUUCAAAAUAUUCAAAGUCCACCAAAUAUGGUGGGAAAAUAUAAGAAAACGUUAGCCUAAACAUAGUAUGGUAACAUUCCAAUAUAAAAUAAGAUAAGAUUACUGUAAAUGAAUAAAACUGAAAAACAAAAAACAUGACAAACGCACACGCACUACACAAUAAUGCUGUGUGCAAAAUUUUAAUUUGUAACUUAACUUAAUUGUUUAGGUUAGUUUCAGGGGGACUGUGUUAAAUUAAAAACUAACAAGGAUGAUUUAAAACAUAAUAUAACAUAUUACAAAUUUAAAUUAGACAUAAAAUGUCAAAAAUCUGUUAAAAUAUGUUCAUUGAAAAGAAGAAAACAUGUACCGGUAUAUUUAUUUCAAAAUGUUAAAUAUAAUAUAAUAUUAAAUCAUUUUACAAAAAAUAUAUAUAUUAAAAGUUAUACAUUAAAAAUAGGACAAAAGUUUAUAUUGCACACUUUAGGGACACCCUGUAUACACUGCGUCCACAAUUAUUAGGCAAUUUUGCAUUAUUGAUUAUUAGUUUUAUUAUUCAACAGUAACAGUGCUCUUGGUCAAUCCAAAAUGUUAGUAAACCUCAAACUUGAAUAUUUAUUUAAGGAAGUGAAAGUGAGGUUUUGGCUUUUGUUGAGAAUAUCUCCGUGUGCAGAAUUAUUAGACAACUCAAAGAAAAACAAAAAUAUUCCCAUCUCACUGUUGUAUUUUCAUUUUUUAAAGUCAGAAUGAUAAAUAACAAUGCCAACUUCACAAAGAAAUACAGUCAAACCUGUCUUAGCGGCCACCUUUAUAGAACGGCCACCUGCCUAUGGCAGCCACUGAAAAAUCCCCCGGAGCAAAUUUACAUGUUAUAGACCCUGUGUAUAGCAGUCACCUGUCUAACACGGCCAGCGGCCACCCAUUUUGUCUCCCUUGGUCAAUAUCUGACCGCAUAUAGCGACCAAAUUACCGACUCAAGUAGAAGUUUCAUGUACAAAAAAGUUUUGUUUUCAAUCAAUGAAGCCAUCGUGUGUAGACUUUAAUUACUGAGUCCUAGCUCAGUCACGAUCCACACAAACUGUCAGUUGUUCCACAUAAAAAAGCCGUCUUCUUUUGAGCUUGCUAUUUCCUGGUCAGACAUGUAACUUUAAGAGCAUUUGCACCAAAACAUUACCGCAAAGUAGGCUGGGAACAGGACGUGCUCCCAGCGACGCUACAAUUAAAAAAAAAACAUACGCUAGCAUGCAUGCGGCAGCGGGAGCAAAACUGAGUUUGGUUGUACUUAAUUGAAGUAUUUUAGAAUGUACUCACUUUAUUUUUGAUCAAUCCUCAUCCACAAAUCCAUCAAAGUCCUCAUCUUCUGUAUUCGACACAAACAAAGCCGUCUUCUUUUCCGUUCGCUACUAGUCUGUUAACUUGUCAGUGUUAUUCAGCUCCGAAGCAAAGAAGGAAACUUCUCCUGUUUCUUCUGCCAACUUUAUUUAUUGAACGCGGCCACCAGACAGCAGCUCAGAACACACACACAUCUCUCAGCAUCGUCUCUCCUUCCUGCUUGCCCACAAGGCAAAGGUUAAACAAGCCCCACUACAUAGCUGUCCAGCCAAUGCCUGUAACAAGUGACACCGUUUAUUUCCUGGUGUGCACUGGUCAAUACUGUAAUGCCGCUUGUUGUGGGGAAGGAGAGACUCACAUCGCCGAUGCACUUUAAUGGCUUUAUUAACAGCGGACAACACUGCAGGACUUUACAUCCACGCCAACAGAAACACACUUCCCAACUCUCUCGAAACUCACAGCUAGCACUGAGCCUAGCUCUCCUGCUCGGGACGCCCACCGUCACUUCCCGUCACUUCCUGAUGAACUAAAGCUGUAAUGACAACUCUGCCGUAUAAAAAGUAAAAUAUUAAAAACAAGCGUAAGACAUUACUAGCACAGCUUUGUUCUGUGGGUCGUGGAUAUAUUCUAUCAGUUAUUAAGCCUCUAGCUUCCUUUUAGUAAGUAAAAACCUUGGCUAUGAUUGCACUACAUUGUCAUGUAGACCUACAAAGUACACUUGGAAGAACAAGAGGUGAAUAAAUGUAUUGCAACUGAUGAGGGGUAGGAUUAAAUAAGCCUUUUUGGACAUGCAAAAUUGUGAAUUGUACUAUGUGAUGUGCUACUGUUUGACUCAUAUGCAUGUUCAGGAUGAAUUAAAACCAUGAACCAUGAACCAUGAUAAUAACAAGCCUAGUAGUGCUGUACAACUUUUAUUCGCAGUCCGCAGUGCCCUCUACUGGUCAACAUUAUUAUUAUUAUUUUUUCCCUUUUUUUUUCUCUACUGGUCAAUAUUCAAACUGGACGCCAACCUGUCUAUAGAGGCCACCUGUCUAUAGCGGCCACUUUUGCAGACUCCCUCUAGUGGCCGCUAUAGACAAGUAAGACAAAAAUAAAUCGGUGACCAAUAGAGCCACCCUUUCUUUCUAUAACACGGAAGAGCUUUCCUUCCAUAGAGUCUGUCAGUUUCUUGAUCAUUUUACCAUCAACUUUUUGUGCAGCAGCAACCAAAGCCUCCCAGACACUUCAGAGUGGUGUACCUUUUUUCUUCACUGUAAAUCUUACAUUUAAUGGCCCACAAGUAGUCAACAGGGUUUAGGUCAGGUGAGCAAGGAGGUCAUGUCAUUCCUUUUAAGACCUUUAUAGCUAGCCAUGCAGUGGAGUACUUGGAUGCAUAAGAUGGAGCAUUGUCCUGCAUAAAAAUCAUGGUCUUGAAAGAUGCACACUUUUUCCUGUGCCACUGUGUGAAAAAUUGGCCAUGUCUCUCAGCACUGAACACCAUCUACCGUACUUCUGGACACUUCAGGUAGAUUACAGUUCUGGAAUAUGACAGCACUUGAGGAUAAUGGGUUCCUGGGAGCUUCACGUGUAAUUUUUUUCAAAUAUUUGGCAGUUAAUUUGCAUAUUUUUCUUUCAACAUGUUUCCUGCGACCUAAUAUCUUGGCAAUUUCAAGAGUGGUGCAUCCCUAUGAAAGAUGUUUUACAGUUCUUGACUUUUCAGAGUCUGUUAAAUCUCUUUUCCGUGCCAUUUUGGCAGAGGAAAAGAAACUGCCUAAUAAUUGUGCACGCCUGAUAAAGGGUGUUGAUCUCCUAAGGCCACACCCUCUCUCAGUACACGCAUGCACAUCACCUGGUAUGCUUAAACCCAACAGGCAUUCAAGUUUAUUCAGCUUGUGGUUGGAAAAUAUGCAUAAAAAUAAAUGUGCAUACAGUGGAGUCGAAUAUUCCAUAGGGAAGAUGCAUUGUCACACUAAUAUGAAAGACUCUGCCAUGGACAUAAUAAAGA